CCCUCGUUAACAUAAAUAAGUAUUCAUCAAUUAAACAUUGUCACACAUCCAGAUAGAGGAGAGACAUUGGCCAAAAAUUUCAAUAUUACUAUUCAAAUAUGCAAGCGUCUCGGAAUGCUCUUGUUCAACAAACAAAAGGUAUUCUUAAAUAGCUUUGAAUUACUUUCAAGUCCUACAACGAUUUUAAUAUUUUAAGAAAAUAUUUAUUUCUUUUUAAGAAAACAUUAUCUUUCUACAAGUCACGUCACUUUGCAGAUGACACGAUCUGUCAGAGCUAGGGAUUGGUCACAUGACUGCCAAAAGCCACUUAAAAGUGGAACUGUGGUUACUAGCUGAUUAAAAUCAACAUUAACGAGGCGGUGAAAAGGUGCAAAGGACAUCAUUUUUGGUAAUUCAUCUACAAAACCUUAUAGUGUCGCCUUUCUGAUGUGAUGUCGGUUGGAAAAGUUUGGAUCGCUUGAAGAAAGGAUUUCAUAUCGCGGAGUAAUUGAGAAUCAACAAUUAUCAAAGUUUAAGGUGGUACAUGGUCGACAUCACGUCAAGUUAUAGAUCACGUACAGACGAAAGGCUAAGGUGAAAUAUCCCUAAGUAGACCUGUUUAAUACCAGCAUUUAUCGAGGCCUGUAGAACAAUGAGCAGUCCUGUUAUUCACCCGGGUGACAAGGUGACCAUUACAUUGAGUUUAGACGGCCAGGAUCUGUCAAACAGUAACGAACUGGGUAACAAAUCAAAACAGGAAGAAUCCAACCUUCAGAAACAAAUAUUCCUCAAGAAAGCCGACACAACGUCCCCAGCAAAACCACCCUUAGUGAGGCGGAGAACGAGCUCACUACUCAAACUAAACAUCGAAGGACUGUUAGUUGUUCCAGAGUUGGAAAUAAGACUCAGAAGGAACUCUUAUGGUGGUAAGUCUGUCCACGAUGAAAGACACACCGAAGUUGAUCCAUCGGAUGGAAUGCUUACCACAUCACUGUGUACAACGGAGCUUUGAUGGACACUGAUAGCGUAAUGUAGCGAUUGGAUUCCAAAAUAUGUUGGCGUAAAUGUUUUAGCAUACUUAUUUUGCCUCUGAGCAUGACAUGUUAUGAAAAUUUGAAGUAGAAAGAAUAGCCAUAAGAGCUUAAAAGAGCAUGAAGAAAGAAGAUUGCUUCCGUUGUGGAAAGCGGGUUUGAUAUUAACCAUCAGAUUCCAGCACCAUGGAAUGACAUGAUACUUCCUCUGAGACCGUUACUCGUCUUAAGCAACUAAAACACUCUCGGUGGUUGAGGGAUUCAGUUGAGGCUUUUUUCAGAGUGAAACCUGUGCAUUGAACUGCAAAAAUGAAACCCACACAAAUGAGCCUUUGCGUGUAAUCAUGAAUGCUCAUUACCGUAGUCAGAAAAUCGUUUGGAAGCUUGGAUAAACAUCUGAUGUUCUGUGGGAGUCCCAGUCUGUGUUGAUUCCUUACAAUAUUUCUGACUCGGACAGCAGCGACUUAACGGAAACAUUGUGAUUAUCAUUUGAAGCUGAAUGUUUCAAUGGUGUUGUUAACGGUUUUAUAUGCCCUUCCUUUCAAUUCCCACGAGUUUAAGAAACAUUUCACGGAACGGUUCAACGUUACUUAAACGCAAUACCACCAGGAAAGAUAAGCUUAUUAAGACCGCCGUGAAGCUAGAGCCUGCUGUGUAAUAUUUCUCGAAAAUGACAACAAAAUCAGUCACGAAAGACAUUUCGCCCUGAGGGGCCCGACUUAAUGUGUAAAGAAAACAAAAGAUUUCUCAUAAAGCUCUUGACCGUAAGAAAUAAACAAUUCGUUUGCAGCUAGACAUGUUAGAUCAUUUUGAGAUUUCUGUUUGGCAGAAAGAAAUUAAAGUUGUUCAGGUUGAGAAGAACUCUGCAUUUCUUUAGAAAUAAAUGUCUCGGAUAACAUUUUGUUAAUUACCUAUGACGAUAUGUUUAACCUGUGAUAACAAACGGUCUGAUAAUUCCAUUAUCCUUAAUUAUCAUGUGAAAGUAUAUUGACUUUGGCUGGGUUUCAUAACAUGUAUUUCUUUUGAUAAAAAAUUGCCUUGUAAAAAUUCGCGAUAGGAUCGGUAAGAUAACUAGAAAUUGAGAAAUACUAGAUUCUAACGUACUAAACUUCUUAGUGUGGAACAAUUUUUUAGUUCAUUGCCGAAGGCUCUGAGAGACAGCAAGACGACAUUUAGGUAAUUAUUUAUUGAUUACGUCACACCAUCAAGUGGAUCCUAUUCUUUAAGAAUGUUUUGUUGUGUGUAAGUAAACAAUACAAGCACUUGUGUCUUUGAAGCAAAGGGUGUUUGUUUUUACUUCUAGGCGAUCCAAAUAAUACAAUGAACCAACAGUUGUUCGCAAUAAUAAAGCACACC
This is a messenger RNA of Pocillopora meandrina, 2366 nucleotides long. The record is from the annotation of a GenBank genome assembly. Lineage: Eukaryota; Metazoa; Cnidaria; Anthozoa; Scleractinia; Pocilloporidae.